Colossoma macropomum (tambaqui) is the source of this 1556-nucleotide messenger RNA. It is a transcript of the gene nme6, whose product is annotated as NME/NM23 nucleoside diphosphate kinase 6. Lineage: Eukaryota; Metazoa; Chordata; Actinopteri; Characiformes; Serrasalmidae. Gene Ontology annotation, biological process: UTP biosynthetic process; CTP biosynthetic process; GTP biosynthetic process. Bases 314 to 862 code for a protein of 182 amino acids. Gene Ontology annotation, molecular function: nucleoside diphosphate kinase activity. The record is from RefSeq and is a predicted model, not a curated record. The transcript is spliced from 5 exons.
UCGAAAUAGCAAGAUGGCGGCGCCCAUACAGACCUGAAGCCUCACGCUGUUAAGCGCUGAAUAAACCGAGCGAAACUUUAUUUCUCAGUUUAAUCUAAAAGCCUUCUACCGCCUCAUUCGCAGCAUUUGGAGGGUUUAAAAUGUAUCCGGUGGUCUUUGGCAGUGCGAAAUGAUAGCUAUCUUACGUAUUAAUAACAGCGCCGAACAGUGGCUGGAUAUAAGCCUGAAGUCAGAAGUAUAACGCGUUAGUUUAGUUUAGAUACAGGGGGAGCGAGGAGUCGUAUUCCCGGCUGUUUGGUCUCCAGCGCCGCUGAUGAUUCUGAGCACGCUGAGGUGCGCGAGGGUGCUGCAGCUCACCCUUGCGGUCAUCAAACCGGACGCUGUUGCUCAUCCUCUCAUUCUGGAGGCUCUUCAUCAGAAAAUUCUAGAGAACAACUUCUUCAUUGUCAGAAAGAAAGACUUGAUGUGGAGAAGAAGUGAUUCUGAGAGGUUUUAUGCAGAACAUGAAGGACGGUUCUUCUACCAGCGACUAGUUGAAUUCAUGUCGAGCGGUCCAAUGAGAGCUUAUAUCCUGGCCAGAGAGGAUGCUAUUGCCCGCUGGCGGGAGUUGAUGGGUCCAACAAAAGUGUAUCGGGCGCGAUACACCUCACCAAGCACCAUUCGGGCCCAAUAUGGGCUCACUGACACCAGGAACACCACUCACGGUUCAGAUUCAGAGGAGUCAGCCCAGAGAGAGAUUGCCUUCUUCUUUCCGGAAUUCAGCAUCGAGCAGUGGCUGGAGAAAGAGGAGCCAUGCUUAAGGGCGGGGCAUAUGGAGUAUGAUCAGCAGAGACAAAUCCAUAACCCACUAAAACAUACUUGACUAUCCCGCUGCCUUGACCAAAGACUGAACGAAUGGCCAUAAAGACCCAAGUGCUUUUCUUGUUCCCCGUUAAUGUGUUACUGUUUGUCACAUUGCUGUGCCGUCAUCUCGGAUUCAUGUGAGCACUCACACACUUUUGCUAUUACAUUUUUAGAUGUGGUGUGUCAUUUGUCGUCUUCACUGAUUGUCCAGAACACCUUGUUCUUAGCUAAACCAGAAUCAGUGUGGAAAAGAACUUAAUGAUCAUAAUGGUCCAGUGGAGUUUUCUGUUAUGCAUUCUAAACAAAACAGCACAGUCAUUAAACGGGCAGUUAAACACUGGCCCUUAUUCAUCAAUGUUGCAUAUGAUCGAAUCUGAUUGUGCAAUAAGCGCAUACAAAUUUUACUGAAAGUUUUUCGAUUUUAUCCAUGUUAUCUUUGGUGUAUCUGUGCGAUUAAACUCACGUCUGUUAUGAGUUUGAGUAAAUUUGGGUGUAAUACUUUAACAACUAGUUAACUGACCAAACCAUAAUCAUUUCAUCCGUAAUACCAAUAAAAGGGAAAAUAAAAUAGAAAAUAACAAAAAUACUACUGAUUUGUGCACUAUAAUCCAGUACAAAAAUGGAUGCACUUAUUUUAUAUGCACGGCUAUAAAAAAAAUUGCAAAUAUUUUGUUUGUUAUUUUAGGAAAAUAAUCAGAUUAUUUUAUCAUCUA